AGCAAAGGUUUGUGCGCGUGGGUGCGGCACCGCGACUGCGGCCCGGUGGUACUUGGAACCAAACUCACAUGUGGGUGGCUACAUCGCCGAGUAGGUUUGGUUUUACCUGGCAAAAACUACAUUUAAAUAUGUUUAGUGGGAUAAGGCUGUGACGGCAACAGCGAGCGCGCGGUAAUUCACCAGUAAGCUUUGAGACGUCGCGCAGUGCGGACGUGCGCGCGAGUUGAAGCGACCGAGUGUAGCUGCAGCGAUCGAUACACACACCGACAUGGAAGUCGCGGGUCAAUGGCGCCGGGAGUGGGCUGGAACUGCCGAAUAUGGCAAGGUGACGUCAGGCGGCGUGACGCGUCAGGUGGCGCGAGCGAUGGAGGUGCUGCACGCCAGCAGCGGGGGCUCCCGGGUGCGGGUGCUGCGCGCCGCCUACCACGCCACCACCGGCUCCGGAGCCCCGGCACAAUCCUUCAUGAUGCACUCCUCUAGACGGGUUAUAUCUUCAGGCUCAAGCUUUAUGGACCCGUCGGCAUUUUUAACAAAGCCACUGGAAAUAGCGUCGAAACCAUUUGAGAUCUCCUCAACGCCACUAGAAUCUUCACCAGAACGCUUCUCGGAAUCAGAAAACUAUAAAGUGACAGAACCAGACGACACGGAGAUAUCAGAGCCGUCUAAGUGGAGGAGUCCAGCCAGUACUAACGGAAGGAUGCCCAGUGAAGAGUCCUCCUCCACCGCUGACAACUUCAGCGUCAUAGAUCUCGACACACGAGUGAACAAACACUCCAGUUUGCUAAGAAAAUACUCUUUUGACUCCGACAGCAGCGAGAUUCAGUCCAAGCAGUCCCCCAAACGAAACUCAACCAGAGCAUCUCCUUUACUAGACCCACCUGUGAGCUUGAGCACUUUGAAAUACAAAUCACUCUUGAAUGGUAACAAUGAUAGCUGGAACGACAGACGAAAGAGCUACAGCUUCGAAGACACUUCACCUUUAUCGGAAACUAUUCAGCACAAAAACGAUACGCUAGCUAUGGAAUCCUCAACAGAUAGCGGUAUUUGUAAAUCUACUGAAGUCGUAAACGAACCUACAGAUGAGAGAACCCAUCACAUACACGUGGACACGAGCGACGCCAGCUACGAGCCUAGAGAGGGCUCCUUCAGGGACUGGCUCGCCAGAAAUAGACAGUACAAAGAAACUCCUAUUAAAAGUCAUAGAGAUAACUGUAUCAUCGAGGAACCUUCAGAAGAUAAGAUAACAUUACAAUCUGCAGGAAAAGUGUCCAUAGCUUUACCAAUGAAUAAUCAAAUAGACGACAAAUACCAAUACAUGAAAACUCAUAUCAAUAAUGAAGAAAGAAGAGUCAAAAGAGUUGAAUUCUGCAAAACGGAACUACAUUUUGCAGCAGAUUCUGGGAAAGUUAAUAUAAUAGCUACAGAUGAAAAACCUCCUCCAACUAAUGAUUUUCGAAGAAGGAGAAGUGCUUUUGUACCAAUUAAGAGUAAUUUUGAUAAACCUGUAACUUUGUUCGGUGAAAGAAUUAACGAUUUCACUCCUAUCAAUGAUUUCGAGAGCAAUCUGAAUGGCGAUCCCGGUGAAUCCGAUGAGAAUACAGCAGCUACAAAAAGUAUUCUCAAAAACAAAAUUCCGAAACCCAAACCUUAUCUCCUUGGAGAGAACAUGGUAUUUGGGAAGAAUGAUACUUACGAAAAUGGAAGGACAUUAAUAGAAAAUGUUGUCCCCGCAGCAGUAUCAUUAAUUAACAAACAGUUACAACCAGAAGAUAAGAAAUAUGUUCCUACAGUGAUAAGCAAUAAACAAAAUGACACCAAGACUAAAAACGAAGGUUCAAGCUUCCAUAUCAAAGAAGAAAUGAGUGAAAAUCAAUACUUCCAGAGAUUUAAAUCUGAAAGAAACUCAUUCAGAGACGACUUUAAAAAGUUCCAAGAUGUUGCAAUCGAGUCUAACAAUACUCGAUCUGUUAAAGAGAAGCUAAGGAACUUUCAAACAUCACCAGUCAUUCAAGUGAAACCGAAAGCCAGAAAGCUUAGAGAAAAUGAGUUAACGUAUUUUGGAGUUGGCAAUAACAAAUCUAACGACGAGCAAAGAGAAUCUUUACAGGAUUCAAUAAUGCGAGUAUAUAAUAAAACUCGUGAAACACAUUCAGACAAUGAUUUGCAAUCUGUCAAACUAAUACAACGAGUGUCCAACAGCGUCUGUAACAGCGAAGCAGAAUCAGAAGAUACUCCUGAAUAUCAAAACCUCCCAAUCAAAAAUUCCCAUGCUCCCCUACCUGUGCCUCGGCCACGUACUAGAGUUCUAAGCGAUUACAAGACUGAUAGGUAUGCCGAUGAGGAUUCAGAAAAAGUGGUAAUUUUAAAGCCUAUCGUUGAACAAAGCUAUGUAGUGCAAGACAAUACGAUCGAGCGGGAGUCACGAAGGUCUCGGCAGAGGCGACACGAUGCUACGACAACAUCGAAGACCCGCAGUAUAUCUGAGCCUCCCAAGCACAAGAAUAUUGUGGCCGCGUAUGACAGGCCUAAUCGAGAUGGCAGACGAGUCUACAAUGACGUUUCUAAAUCUAAAUCGAAACGCUAUGGUGAGAAGUACACAGAAGAGGUUCAAGAGCCCUUACAUUGUGAAGAGCAGAAUUUACCUGAAGAAGAGGCCCUAUACGUCAACAUCAACGGUGAGUCGGAGCCAGAAGUCAAACGCGUCAAUUCGCCGAAGAAUUCACCAGAACUUCAAGAUCACUCCCGAGACCGGCAUCGAUGGAAGUCAAGCACUGAUAGACAUGAAAAAAGUCAUCGAAAACUUGAAAACGAAACUAUUCAAGAAGACCCUAACAGAGGAUCGAUAAAAUCUAGAUCAAGUAAGCAUACAAAUUCAAUAGAUCAACAUACCGAAUCAAGUAGGAAGAAAAUUGAGAAAAGUUCGACAAGAUCUCGCAAAGACAAUACAUCCGUAUCAAGAGAUAGAAAGCGCAGUGAAAUUGUUUUACCUACUAAUGAGCCUGAUGUUAUUGAGCUAAGGAUUGCCGAAAAAUCCCCAAACAAAGAAAGUAGACACUACACUCAUAGAGAACGCACACAUCAGUUAGAUACGAUUGAGAAGCUAAAAGAUAACAAACACGGCUCUUACGGAAAAACCUCCUCUAAAGGUAUCGACACAGUUGACGAAAGAACUAACUCAAAAAGACGCGAACGAAGCAAAUCGAGGGACAAAUCAGAACGACAUUUAGACAACACAAAGGCCGCCGAUUAUAAUACUCAAAAUAAACAUACUAAGCGAAUCGAAGAUCGUGACUCCACAGUCAAAUCAGACAAAAAUAAGCGCAGAGAGUAUGUAAUUAACUACGACGAUAAAAACGGCACCGUAUCGUCCAUCUGUAAACUGAAGCCUGGUACCAAGAGAAUGAGCACUCACCCAGAGAAAAUAAAAGAGAUGCAGUACCAGGAACCACUGUGGAUACCGAGCGAGAGUCGCCACGACAGAAAGUGGAAGACAAAAGUGUAUUCUCAACGAAACUGCCAGCUACUGUAGCUUACUAGUCGUGCCGAUGUGUGUGAAUCCUUAACAUUGCGUAGUUCUCUACCAAGUAUGUUAAAGUAGAAUAAUGAUCUCAGAAUCAAUUCCUGAACUUUGUAAAACAUAAGUUAGUUUUCAGUAACAGUUAAUGUAAUUUAAACGCAGAUAUAAUGGACAAACUAAGUAUUUAUUAAAUUAACGUAACGUAACAUAAAA
Messenger RNA from Plutella xylostella (diamondback moth), 3730 nucleotides. RefSeq lists its product as uncharacterized. Lineage: Eukaryota; Metazoa; Arthropoda; Insecta; Lepidoptera; Plutellidae. The record is from RefSeq and is a predicted model, not a curated record.